AUGGCUUUUUUCCCUAAAAUCUCUUUCCAAUGUGAAGUUGAAGAGUAUCUUACCAAAAUGUUCAGAAAUAAUGAGCUUAUUGCUGCUUUAGGUACCCAGGAGGCAGAGAGUAAAUAUCAGUCUCUGUUAAGUCACCUAUCUCAUCCACCAGGUUUCACAACUGUUAGAGUUAACACCCACUUGGCCUCAGUGAAACAGGUGAAAAAAUUGCUGUUUGAAGAGAUCCAGAAGCAAUUUAAAGGACUACGCGUUCCAGUUCUUGAGCACCCGAAACUCCAGGACAUCUUAUUAAUUCCUGUCAUUGGACCCAGGCAAGAUUUAAAAAAGCAUGCAUCUGAAGUCAUUGUUGGAGCCCACUGUGGAUAUGCAGUACUUCGAGGAGCACAUGUUUAUGUCCCUGGAAUUAUAUCUACCUCAAGAUUUAUGAAAGCUGGAGAUUUGGUCUCGGUGUAUUCAGAUAUUGAAGGGAAAUGUAAAAGAGGAGCCAAAGAAUUUGAAGGAGUCAAAGUUUUCCUUGGAAAUGGGAUUUCAGAACUGAGUCGAAGUGAAAUCUUUAGCUCAAGUGGCCCAUUGAAUGGCAUGGGCAUAAGAAUGAUAGAGCCAGUCUACCUUAGUCCUUCGUUUGACAAUGUGCUCCCUAGUAAUUUGUUUUUACAGAACUUGCCAUCUGUGGUUGUGAGCCAUAUUUUAAACCCUCAACCAGGAGAGAGAAUUUUGGAUAUGUGUGCUGCACCUGGAGGAAAAACAACCCACCUUGCAACAUUAAUGCAUGACCAGGGUGAAGUAACAGCCAUGGACAAGAUAGUUAACAAGGUCAAAAAAAUUAAGCAGAACGCUGAAUUGCUACAGUUGAAUUGCAUUAAGGCCUUUUGCUAUGAUGGAACAAAGGCACUUUCAGUUGAGAAGAGAGAGGACGAACAAG
This is a messenger RNA of Leptosomus discolor (cuckoo roller), 922 nucleotides long. The record is from RefSeq and is a predicted model, not a curated record. Lineage: Eukaryota; Metazoa; Chordata; Aves; Leptosomiformes; Leptosomidae.